AUGAGAUGGAUAAAAAAUUCAUUAUUAUCAGUAGUAAAUAAUCAUUUAGUAGAUUAUCCUACACCUAUAAAUCAAAAUUAUUAUUUUGGUUUUGGUUCUUUAGCAGGUUUAAUGUUAGUAGUUCAAAUAUUAACUGGUAUUUUUUUAGCUAUGCAUUAUACACCACAUAUCGAUUUAGCUUUUAAUAGUGUAGAACACAUUAUGAGAGAUGUAAAUUAUGGUUGGUUAAUUAGAUAUACACAUGCAAAUGGUGCAUCUUUUUUUUUUAUUGUAGUAUAUACACAUAUGUUUAGAGGUCUUUAUUAUGGAUCUUAUAUUACACCAAGAGAGCAUUUAUGGUGUUCUGGUGUUUUAAUUUUUAUUUUAAUGAUGGCUACUGCUUUUAUGGGUUAUGUUUUACCUUGGGGACAAAUGAGUUUUUGGGGUGCUACCGUAAUUACUAAUUUAUUUUCAGCAGUACCUUUAAUAGGUAAAAAUAUUGUUGAAUGGUUAUGGGGAGGUUUUUCUGUAGAUAAUCCAACUUUAAAUAGAUUUUUUAGUUUACACUUUACUUUACCUUUUGUUAUAGUAGGUUUAGUUUUAUUACAUUUAGUAUUAUUACACGAACAUGGUUCUAAUAAUCCUUUAGGUAUUUAUAUAAAAAAUGAAAGUGUACCUUUUUAUCCAUAUUUUUAUGUAAAAGAUUUAUUUGGUUUUGUUGUUUUAAUGUUAAUUUUUUUUAUAUUUAUCUAUUAUUACCCUAAUACUUUAGGACACCCAGAUAAUUAUAUUCCUGCAAAUCCAAUGAAAACACCUUUACAUAUAGUACCAGAAUGGUAUUUUUUACCUUUUUAUGCUAUUUUAAGAUCAAUUCCUAAUAAAAUAGGUGGAGUUAUAGCUAUGUUUGGAUCAUUAAUUAUUUUAUUAACUAUUCCUUAUACUAAUUCAUCGGAAAUUAGAAGUACUAUUUUUAGACCUUUAUUUAAAGUAUUAUAUUGGUUAUUAGUUGUAGCUUUCUUAAUUUUAGGUUGGAUUGGUCAAAUGCCUGUUGAUUAUCCUUAUACUGAAGUAGGUAUUAUUGCUAUGAUAUACUAUUUUGCAUUCUUUAUGAUUAUUAUACCUUUUAUUGGUCAUUUAGAAUCUUUUUUAAUUAGAUAUAAUAAAUAA
Messenger RNA from Saprolegnia parasitica CBS 223.65, 1146 nucleotides. The record is from the annotation of a RefSeq genome assembly. Lineage: Eukaryota; Oomycota; Saprolegniomycetes; Saprolegniales; Saprolegniaceae.